AUGGGCUAUCAACUUGUCCGCCUUUGGCACAGACGUCAGGAAGACAUGGCGUUCCUCGUAGAAUUUGUCUCUGGUGGCGUCAGGCCUGGUCAUCGUCGGAGCAUGGGUGCUGAUGACAGUGGCGAAUUUGCCUUCCCUGAGGGGCAGACUGAGGCUAAUCAGGCGACCGUUGAUGCCCUGCGACAAACAUGGCAGUCGUCCCACGAUGUCGUUUCGAAUGGCGAAGGCGACGCCCGCGUGUCAUGGCUCUGCCCUGAGGCGACCGCUCCAGAAGAAGUUGUAGCCGGCACCCAACUCUUCCAGUUGACCUUGUUCGGAGAACGGGAUCUCACUGAGCGCGGCGAUAUCAACCUUGUAGUGUGCCAUUUACCGGGCCACUAG
Molecule: messenger RNA, 381 nt
Organism: Spirometra erinaceieuropaei
Lineage: Eukaryota; Metazoa; Platyhelminthes; Cestoda; Diphyllobothriidea; Diphyllobothriidae
Source: the annotation of a GenBank genome assembly